Messenger RNA from Rhagoletis zephyria (snowberry fruit fly), 4400 nucleotides. RefSeq names its product Thioester-containing protein 3. The record is from RefSeq and is a predicted model, not a curated record. Gene Ontology annotation, cellular component: extracellular region. NCBI's taxonomy places the organism in Eukaryota, Metazoa, Arthropoda, Insecta, Diptera, Tephritidae. Gene Ontology annotation, molecular function: endopeptidase inhibitor activity.
AUGUCUAUUAAUUUUACAAAAUAUUCCCUCCCAAUAAACUGUAUUUACUCGAUAAUUGCACCGAACACGCUGCGACCGAACUCACAAUAUCAUGUUGCUGUGAGUGUACAUAAAUCCAUAGAACCGGUGAAAGUAAAAUUGGGCAUAAUUGGUUCCAGUUAUACCGAUUUCAAAUUCACAGAAGUGCGGCCAUACUCAACGCAGUUAGUGGAAUUCGAGAUACCCGCUCUGAAGCGCGAUCGCUACAACCUAACCGCUGAAGGUAUCAAUGGUGCCAUAUUCACCAAUGAAACACAACUCAACUUCGACACAAAACAAUUCACGGUGUUGGUGCAAACCGACAAAGCCAUCUAUCGACCCGGCGAUUUAGUGCAUUAUCGCGUUGUAUUGCUGGACGCCAAUCUGAAGCCGGCACGAAAUUUCGGUCGCGUUCACUUAACCGUACGUGAUGCUGGCGAUAAUAUCAUAAAAAGCUAUCGGGAUAUACGCCUAACCAAUGCUGUCUAUAGCAAUGAGCUACAAUUGUCCGACUAUCCAAAAAUGGGCGAAUGGUCGGUGAAUGUAGAGGUAAUGGAGGAGUCGCAGAAAAGCACCUUCGAGGUGGUGGAAUACAUUUUGCCUAAAUUUGUAGUUGAUAUAGACACGGCGAAGCAUGCGAUCUACAAAGAUGGAAAAAUACGUGCAACCGUUAAGGCGAACUACGCGUAUGGCGAACCCAUCAAAGGCGAAGCUACACUCUCUAUUUAUCCCACCUUCUUCGGUUCGCUGCAGCCGUUCGUGAAUGAUUUGAUUACAAGAAAAGUGGUGCCCAUUGAUGGGAGUGCCUUUUUCGAAUUCGAUAUACGCGACGAGCUUAAGUUGAAAGAGGAUUACGAACGCGAAUAUUUAUUGGACGCAUUGGUGGAGGAGAAAUCGACUGGUUCGGUGCAGAAUUUCUCCACAGUAAUAACGGUGCAUUUAGAUGCCUAUCGCGUUGAGACUGUACGUAUACCCAGCUAUUAUAUACCAGGUGUGCCGUUCGAGGUGACGGCAAAAAUUAUGCGUAACGACGGUGCUCAAUUAAAGGAUUUCCCACCCGAGGCGACCGCUUAUCUGACCAAUGUCUAUGGCAGCAGCGAAAUGUACAAUAAGACCGUUUAUGCUAUAAGCACAAAUGGUGAAUUCAAAAUGAAAUUUACGGUACCGGAAGGUGAUAAGGAUGAAUAUCAUUCAGUUAUCGUAAACUAUAUUGGCAUUAUUACGGAUGUGGGCAAAAUACCGCGUAAACAUUUACACAGUAAAAACUACAUUACAGCAAAAAUAUUAAAUGAUAAGUAAGUAAUGACAAAAAAAAUUACUGUGGCAGUACGCUCCAACGAACCAAUGAAAUACUUUAUUUAUCAGAUCGUAGGGCGUGGCGAUAUUAUUACAACACAUGCUGUUCAAGUGGAAAACAGCAACUAUCACACUUUUAAAUUCCUGGCCACAUUUGCAAUGAUGCCGCGCGCAAAACUGCUACUCUAUAUGGUAGUGAAUGGCGAGUUUGUCUACGAUGAGCAGGUCAUCGAAUUCGAGCAUACGUUAAUAAAUAAUGUGCAAGUUGAGGCGCCACUCAAGGCACCGCCAGGUCAGGAUAUCGACAUAACAAUUACGACCAAGCCAUACUCGUAUGUGGGGCUCAUGUUGGUAGAUCAAAACGCUGCAAACAUACGGAAAGGUAACGAUCUCAGCUAUGAGGGACUAAUGGACGCUUUGAAAACUUACGAGCUGCGCGAUAUUAAUACGCAACUCGGUUCACCCGGUAAAGAAUCUGGCGUUAUAACAAUGUCGAAUGCAGAUUUUAUAAUAGAAAAGGAACCUGAAACUACACCCAAUUUGCUGCGCGACUACGACGAUGACGAAAACAAAUUGACAACCAUACGUAAAACAGAUAUAGGUCCGGCGCAUCACUUCGAGGUGAAUACACUGGCGCCGGGUAAAGGGCGUUACGCUUUCUCGUACACACCUAAACCCUAUUGGCAUAAUCCACGCAUUCAUUUAAUGCAUGAACCGGCUGAUACUUGGCUCUUCCUGAACAUUUCGGCCGGUAAUGAGGGGCGUACUACGCUACAUCGUCGCAUACCCAGCUCAAUGACUUCAUGGGUGCUGUCCGCUUUUUCUUUAGAUCCAAUAACUGGUUUGGGUUUGACAAAACCAACGAAAACAUUGCAGUCUUACAAGGAGUUUUACAUUAGCACCGAAGUGCCAUAUUCGAUUAGAAAAGGUGAAACUAUCGCGCUGCCAUUUGUGAUUACUAAUAAUAAGGAUAGUGAUUUGGAUGUUGAAGUGACCUUUUACAACACGGCACAAGAAUUUGAAUUUCCACCACUCGACAGCAAGGGCGAUCCUACACCAAAAAUCGAAUUGUACAGUCGUCGCACAGUACGCGUGCUGGCACAAACUGUAAAAACGUUAUCCUUUAUUGUGAAGCCCAAACGUGUCGGACCCAUAAACAUUAAGGCUGUGGCCAAUUCGCAACUGACUGGUGAUACCGUAGAAACCAUACUGCUGGUCGAAUAUCCAGGCGCUACAGAGACAAUCAAUCAUGGUUUUCUAUUCGAGCUCAGUUCAAGUCCACAAACCAAAACGAAUAUAUCCAUCAAUGUACCACGCAAUGCAAUUGCUGGCUCAACAAAGAUACAAGUGACAGCAGUGGGUGAUGUAAUAGGUAGCUUAUUGGGUAAUAUUGAGCAUUUAAUAGUUUUGCCAACGGGCUGUGGUGAACAGACAAUGGUGCAUUUUAUGCCAAACUUAUUGGUGCUGCGUUAUCUGGAGCGCCUACGCCAAUUGACACCCGCGACUGAGAUGCGCAUCAAGCGCAAUUUGGAAGUUGGCUAUCAACAUUUGCUGUACUAUCGUCAUAUGAAUGGUGCUUUCAGCGCAUUCGGUUUAGAGGAGAAGAGUGGUUCUACUUGGUUGACGGCUUAUGUUGCGCGUGCGCUACGUCAAGCUACACCUUAUAUUUACAUAGAUGAGGCAAUUGUGAGUAAGGCUUUGGAAUAUUUAGCCGGCACACAGAGUGUUGGUGGCGGUUUUGAAGAGCGAGGUGAUGUUUUCGAGGCGUUCAAUGAUGAUGGGCUGAGUUUGACGGCGUUUGUGACAUUGGCCUUUAUGGAGAAUGCGAAAGCCCAUCCUGAGUAUAAGAACGUCAUCAACAAAGCCCUAGAUUUCAUAACACGCGGCUUGGACAGUUCGAGCGAUUUGCAUGCCACAGCUAUUGGCACCUAUGUGCUAUCACGCGCCAAUCACAACUCCAAAAGCGCCUUCCUGCAGCGACUCGAUGCUAUGGCGGUCAAUGAAGAUGGUCAAAAGUGGUGGAAUAAGACAGCGCCUACGGCCGGGCCCUCACCUUGGUACAAUCGCACACGUUCGGUGAAUAUUGAGAUAUCCUCAUAUGCUGCACGCCUGCUCGAAAACAAUCUCAUCGGCGAUGCGUUGCCAGUACUCAAGUGGCUGGCUGAUCAACGUAAUAACUUCGGUGGUUUUGUCUCAUCGCAGGAUACCGUAGUGGGCAUACAAGCGCUGAUGGCCUUCGCUGAACGCUUUUCAAGUCAAGCGAAUAGUCAGGUCAACGUGCAAUAUGGACAGGGUGCAGAAACGAUACUGAAUGUGAAUGGACAGAAUUCGCUGGCGCUGCAAAGUUAUGAACUGCCGAAUAUGUUGAAAAAUCUUACGAUAUCUGCUACCGGUCGUGGCAUGGCUUUUGCGCAACUCAGCUACAGUUACAACACAAAUGUGACAAGCGCAUGGCCGAGAUUUGUGCUCGAUCCUACGGUGAAUCGCAACUCGCAUUCGGAUUACUUGCAUUUAUCGGCGUGUGCUAGCUUCGUGCCUGUGGAGGGUGAUGCCAGUCGCUCAAAUAUGGCUGUUAUGGAAAUUUAUUUGCCCAGCGGAUUCGUUGUAGACACAGAAACACUGCCCACACUAGAAUCUAGCGAAAGAAUUAAGCGUGUCGAGACGCAGCGUCGCAACACUGUGGUCAUUAUUUACUUCGACUAUUUAGAUAGGCGCGAAGUUUGUCCGACGCUACAUGCUUACAAAACAGUGAAGGUCACCGGUCACCAACUGGCAGUGGUCAUGUACGACUACUACGAUAAUGCACGUCGCGCGCGUCAAUUCUAUCGUGCACCCAAAUCCGUGGUAUGCGACAUAUGCGAGCAUGCCAACUGCGGCACGCUUUGUGAAAAGGCUGAGAAGCGCGAAUCACGACGGUUGGAUGGUGGUGAUAGCAGCAUCGAAGGCAGAUCAGGCGGGGCAAAAGCGCGCGUUUCAGCCUUUGUCAUCGCUUUACUAGGCCUGUCGGCAGUGACCGCCACUUUUAAGUAUACGUUAUAGAUUUGCAAAGCAUACAUGUUUUGCAAACAACAAAUUUAAACAAAAAG